CUUCGUUUUACUUCUUCUGAAUUAAAAAAAAUAUAUAUAAGAAAGAGGAACCUGCAUUCAAGUUUGCAAAAGAUCUAUGAUUUUGCAUUUAUAAAAGAAUAUUUGAUCUCUACAUGACACCCCCAGCGUCUUCGCCUUCAUCUUUAUUGGAUUGGAACAAAAAAGAAGAAGCAUUGUCUCAAUCAACCUCUGCAAUGGUUGAGAAUUUUCUGCAAACCGACAAUAACAGCGUCGAGAGCAAUAAUUCCAUUUUGAAUCAUCAUCAAGAUUUAGACUUGUUCUUAAAUCAAGCGACCGAAUACAAUCUACAUCCACAUGCCCUGCAACAACAGCAGCAGCAGCAACAGCAGCAGCAGCAACAGCAGCAGCAGCAACAGCAGCAGCAACAGCAGCAGCAACAGCAGCAGCAACAGCAGCAGCAACAACAACAACAACCGCAACAUAGAGACUCUUUCUACCCUUCACCGUUAAUAUCCAUUCAACCAGCCGAACCCGAUAGUAGUUCAACAACUAUCAAACAGGAAUCGACCUCGACAUCUGCGACAACAGUAGCAACGGACUCGAAGAAUAACAAUAAAAAAGGAAAACAAAAGCACAAAGAAGGUGGACACUCCUCCUUACUACAGGUAUUCACGAACCCUCUCUUACAUGCAAUCCCUAUACUGGCAAGAAAUUGUUUGAACUUUGAAGACUUUAUAGCACAAACACAGCAAUCUGGCCAAGGAUUACUCGGACCUGAAGCGUUUGAAGAUGAAAACGAUUGUACAAGUCUAUUGUCUUCUCCAAUUAUCAAAAGUGAUACACCUUGGCAUCUUCGUGUUCUAGGUCUCCCGCAUACAGGUGCCAAAUCCAGAGUCGAAACACAGAUAAAAAUUUGCUUACAAGUAGCCGACGCAACUGGUGAGUUAGCAACAAAUAAGUGGACACAUAUUAAACUGCCGGAGCAUCUAGUUUCCAAGGAUAAAUUGAAGAGAAAUCAAACUGCUGUCAGUAAAUCUAACAACAAUAGCGGCUUAACAUCCACUACAAGUACUCCAAAUAUAACGGCUAAUGCUCAGCAACAACAAUUAUUAAAUGAGGAUGGAGUGCCUGCAUUUCUCGACUCACAAGUUUUAACAUUAGAAGCAUCAGUAGUAUGUGACGGCCAACCUGAUACAGAAAUCAUUAUGUGUCCCAGUUGUGUUCAUCGAGAAUGCAAACGCAUGAAGAGAAAAAGAGAUAAUAAGCUUGCCAGAGCUGCUAAUAAAGCUGCCUCAACCACGUCUUCAGCUGCAGAAGGAGGAUCAGGAGGAUCAGGAAGUACGGCUAGCGCAGCAGCAGCAGCCAAGAUUGCUGCUUUGAUCGCUACAGAACUGCCAAACCUCAACGAUGAAAAAGUCAUGGCUGAGGAGAGAAAACGUAUUUUACUCUUUAACUGCAAUGAAUAUGUAGAAUUUCAAGCAGGAGAGGCGACCCUACCGACUCGUGUGACAUGUUAUUGUCGCCAUCAUAGUGAGAAGACAGGGUUCAGGAUUGUGUUCACUUUAAAGGAUCAUCUGGGCCAUGUGAUUGCUACAGGGCGCUCCCCGCCAAUUAUGAUUACAGAUGAUCAUAAGAGUUCCAAAAUGCAGCAAUUAGCAGCUGCAAGAAAACGAUCUCGUGCUGAUGUGGAAAAUGCCACUGCUUCGGCAACGGAAAGCGACGCAGCUGCUUCUGUGUCAAACGCACGCUCUGGUUUAGCUUCAAAAAACAGAAAAAUUUUAGAUGUGCAAGAGACAGAUUCAGGAGGUUCCAGUCCUAUAGAAUCAACGCCAGCUACCCCAUCAUCUACGGCUCAAAAUGAAAAUAGUAAUAUGGAAGAAAGUAACAGUAAUGGUAAUUCAGCGAGAAGGGUAACUGCAGAAGUAGCGGCGAAGGCUUCAACGGCUGAUGAUAAUGGAAGUUUACAGAAGGAUACAAGUGUCAACCAAAACACUAAGUUUUUGCCAGAUACCGAUCAACUCUCUGAGAUGCUCAGCAUAUCUGACCGUAAUGUUAAUAUCAUGAAUACAAAUAUGAAUGCCCAUACACCUCAAGCUGGAAUAGGAAUGGACGCAACUAACUUGGAAAUAUUUAUGCGUUCUUCAGCAUCUGAUGCGAAUAAUAAUGGUUUUCUAUCAACCCAAAGUCAAUUAUAUCAUCAGCCAUCUAUGACUACUAAUAGUAAUAACAAUAGCAAUCAAUUCUCGUCUCAGUUACAAUCACACUCACAGCAACAAAACAUGUGUGCUACGACCUCACCAUUCGAAUCUUGUAAAAAUACUUCGGAACAUAUGGGCAUGUUCGAUUUUUUAAACUCCCAAGAAUUGACCAUGUUAGGAACUACCGAUAAUCAACAUUCUCAGCAAUUUCAACCUGCAAUUAACCUACUAUACCAGCAGCAGCAGCAUCAAGAACAAUUAUCAUCUCAAUUUGGUCAAGAUAGCAGCCAUCAGCAGAAACUCGUGCGUGUUAAUCAACCGGCGUCUUCUUCUACAACUACCGCAUCGGCUACUGAUUUGGUGUUAGCGCCCCAAUUAUCUCAGCAACAGCAACAGCAGCAAUUUUCAAACAAUAUCUACACAAAACUAGCCGAACGUAACGCCAUGGAUACUAAACAAAACCCCCACUUGCCUAAGUUGCACCGCCUUAUUCCCUCAGAGGGCCCCAUCUAUGGAGGAGCAGAAGUCACCGUUUUGGGGUCCAAUUUUUAUGAAGGUCUUACUUGCCUAUUUGGGGAAAACCCCGCCAUCCCCACACAUUGCUGGAGUGCCAAUACACUACUGUGCAUCUUGCCACCUACAUCUACUGCUGGUCCAGUCGUAGUGUCAUUCAAAGAGCACCCAUUAAUGCUCGAGAAAGGAGGGCAAGAUGUAGUAUUGUUUACGUAUUUUGAUGAGAGUGAUAGAGCGUUAAUGGAAUUGGCACUGCAAGUAGUUGGAUUGAAAACGAUGGGGAAAGUGGAAAAUGCACGACAAAUUGCUAUGAGAAUAGUGCAAGGGGGAGAUAGCAAUAACAAUAACAGCAAUAAUAACAACGGUAAACAUGCUAGUCUGAAGAACAGCUCAGCAACCCGUCAAUCACAUACUGCAACUUUUGAAUUGACGCGCAUGGCAAUGGCAGCAAUUUAUGAAAAUGCUCGUUCUUUUUAUUUAUCGAAAUUAGAGGAACACGUUAUAGCCAGUUUGAUAGCUCUACAUCAACACUACCAUUGUCAACCACAGCAUCUAUCCUUAACCAAUCAAUACGGCCAUAGCUUGUUACAUCUGGCUACUCUAUGCAACUACGGACAAUUAGUAAGAAUAUUAGUGAGCCAACUGAAUUGUAAUGUUAAUCAAGUGGAUCUGAAUGGUUUCACAGCUUUACAUUUUGCAAGCUGGUCUGGAAAUGUAGAAAUAGUUAAAUUUUUAAUUGAUUAUACUAAUCUACACAUUGUGAACCGUUCCGGUAAAACAGCAGAACAUUUAGCUGUAGAAGGGGGACAUCUAUCUGUUGUGGAUCUUUUCAAGAGCAAAAAGCAACAGCAAGAACAAAUUUCAAAGAAAAGAAGGAUAACAAAAAUACCCAGAACGAUCAAAAACUACUUUAUUCUCCCUCGUUUAGGAGUUGUUCAACAGUACACUUCUAGUUUGCCAUUGAAAUUAGUGAAACUAUUGUCAAAUCUGUAUAUCGUUUCAACAACUAAUAUGAACCAACAUCAACAGCGGCAUGGCCCUUUUAUCACUUCUGUAAAGAAGCGUACAAUGAAGGCUAUUACCGAUACGUCCACGAACAGUAGCAAAAGCAACACAUGCCAAUCGCGCAGAAUUAUUACACGGUCAGCUGGACGUCAAGUUUACCAUUUCAUUCUUGAUUUUUAAGUUGUGCAUACAAAUUAUAUACUUCAUAGAUUACCUUUCCCACUAUUUAUUAAUUGCGAAAUUUAUUGUAAAUAUUGUUUAUUAAAUGUGAUUCCCAAUAUCCAUGUAAAAUAAAAUCAGAAAAUCACAGUUAUUUUGUAUGGGUG
Messenger RNA from Mycotypha africana, 4003 nucleotides. RefSeq lists its product as uncharacterized. The transcript has 4 exons. The coding region runs from base 114 to 3857 and encodes 1247 amino acids. Gene Ontology annotation, molecular function: protein binding. NCBI's taxonomy places the organism in Eukaryota, Fungi, Mucoromycota, Mucoromycetes, Mucorales, Mycotyphaceae. The record is from RefSeq and is a predicted model, not a curated record.